Molecule: messenger RNA, 703 nt
Organism: Zea mays
Lineage: Eukaryota; Viridiplantae; Streptophyta; Magnoliopsida; Poales; Poaceae
Biological process (GO): spliceosomal snRNP assembly; RNA processing
Cellular component (GO): spliceosomal complex
Molecular function (GO): RNA binding
Source: RefSeq, marked validated
AAACGCCCGUUAAAAGAUCCAAACUUUGUGCCGCCGCCUCCUGUUUGCACAGAGGGGAAGAGAGAGAGAGAGACGGAAAGGGGGAGAUGAGCCGGAGCCUGGGGAUCCCGGUGAAGUUGCUCCAUGAGGCAGCGGGUCAUGUGGUGACGGUGGAGCUCAAGACCGGCGAAGUGUACCGGGGGUCCAUGGUCGAGUGCGAGGAUAACUGGAAUUGCCAGCUCGAGAACAUUACCUUCACCGCCAAGGAUGGGAAGGUUUCGCAGCUGGAGCACGUCUUCAUCAGAGGAAGCAGAGUGAGAUUUAUGAUUAUACCUGAUAUGCUCAAGAACGCUCCCAUGUUCAAGCGCUUGGAAGCGAGAAUUAGGGGCAAAGGAUCAGCUAUUGGAGUUGGGCGUGGACGUGCAGUUGCAAUGCGUGCUCGGGCUGCUUCUGGUCGUGGUGGUGGUCCUGUUGGGCGAGGCAGCGCGCCUCCUGUGAGGAGGUAGAUUUUAUGGUGUCAUGCGGCUUUUCUUGUCUGGCUGAGGAUGUUGCAGUCUGAUGUUAGGACGCUGUCUUGGUAGUCAAAACUGCCGUAAUGUAUAAUUCAACGGCUUAAGGAGUAUGAGUGUGCAACCUCUUAUUGUUGAAUGUAAUGUGUUGACGGUGGUUGUUUUCCUUGCUCUAUUCGGAUGGCUGGACCAAAAAAUAUCAUGUGUUCUCGUCG